This is a messenger RNA of Salvia miltiorrhiza (redroot sage), 2403 nucleotides long. Its product is annotated as protein SIEVE ELEMENT OCCLUSION B-like. The record is from RefSeq and is a predicted model, not a curated record. The transcript has 7 exons. Lineage: Eukaryota; Viridiplantae; Streptophyta; Magnoliopsida; Lamiales; Lamiaceae. The coding region runs from base 29 to 2173 and encodes 714 amino acids. Gene Ontology annotation, biological process: phloem development.
GUAAAACAUAAGAGAAUUAAGAGAGAGAAUGGGAAGCCUUAGUGUAUCAUCGAAGAAGAUGGUUUCUGUUUCGGAUGAGACUGCGCUGAGGAAGAAGAUUCUAGGAACUCAUGCUUACGAUGGCGGCAUCUUCGACACCGAAGCGAUCCUCUCCACCGUCGAAGGAAUCCUCGAUCUUGUCACGCCGGGGUUUGACGUCGUCAUUCCUAAUGUCACCACCAUUUUUCAUGGGGUUGAUGCCACUCUCAAUGGAUCGGUGGGUCAUGUCGAAAAACGCAUUGCCAGGUUAGGUGGCCUCGAGAGCGUCCCAGACACGUUGCCCUACUUGUUGCACAAGAUUUCCUGCGUGUUGACGUGCAAGUGCUCGGGAGGAGACAGCCAUGCAUCGGCCAUGGAGAUCUUGAAACUGCUCUCAACCUACACAUGGGAGGCGAAAAUCGUGAUAGUCUUAGCAUCUUACGUGGUCGACUACGCCCAGUUCAGCCUCAUCACCAAGCUCUACACCACCAAUCCGCUAGCGAGAUUAAUCGCAGUUCUCAAGCAAAUUCCUGAGAAUCUUGAUGAUAUCUCUCUCGUCAUCAAAUCCAAAUUCGAGACCAUUAUCAAGCUGGUCAAAGUGUCGAUUGAGGUUACAAGGCUCAUUACCAAAUUUAGCAACUUGCCAUCAAAAUACAUAUCAAAUGAUGCAGAACCAAUGGUGGUUGCAUUGACUCAAAUCCCCAUUGCUGUCUACUGGAUCACAAGGGUCAUCGUCGCCUGCGCUGCCCAGAUCACUGAAAUUCUUGGCAUAAGUGAAGUAAUAAGUUCGUAUACAGAGACAUGGGACCUUCCCAGCCUAGAACAGAAGAUCAGCAGCAUACAAAUCACUUUCCAGAUUCAGAUCGGUCUCUGCUAUAAAUAUAUAGAGGAGAAGAAACAGGCUGAAUAUGUUCACAGAAUCAGAGAAAUGUUUGAGCAGACGACGGUCCACGUAGACAACCAAAUAAUAUUGCAGAUUAUAAUCUCAGUGCAAGAUGGUGCUCUUCCACUUAUAUCUGGCAUCGACAAAACUACAACGGUAGGUGUGGAAGUUCUCAAAGGCAAAACAGUGCUUCUAUUCAUCUCAGAUCUCAACAUUUCCCAUGACGAGAUCUUCAUACUCACCCAAAUCUACCAAGCCUCAAGAAAACUGGCGGAGUUGCAGUACGAGAUCGUGUGGCUCCCGAUGGUGGAGUAUGUGGAGGUUGAGGAGGAGCUGGAGCUGAAAUUUGAGGGUCUGAAGAAGAAGAUGCCGUGGUACACGUUGAGGCACCCGGGAUUGCUGGAGCCAGCCGUAGUAAAGUACGUGAAGGAGGAGUGGCACUACUCGAAGAAGACCAUCUUGGUGGCGCUGGAUCCAAAGGGAAAGGUCUCCAGCCCAAACGCCUACCACAUGCUCUGGACAUGGGGCAAUGCUGCUUAUCCUUUCACUCAGACGCGGGAGCGGGAGAUAUGGAGUAGCCAGGAAUGGAGCCUCAAGCUUCUCGUUAAUGAUAUUGAUCAAACCAUAUCGAAAUGGAUAAAAGAAGAUAAGGUCAUCUGCUUGUACGGAGGGGAAAGCUACGAAUGGAUCCAAGAGUUCGUGACGACAACAAAGGAGGUGGCGAAUGCGGUGGGAAUCAAGGUAGAGAUGGUGUACGUAGGCAAGAACACGACGAAAGAGCGCAUCAAAAAACUCACUGAAAUCCUGGGCGGCCGCAGCCUCAUCUGGGAGAAUCCUGCAUUCACUUGGUAUUUCUGGACAAGAAUCCAAAGCAUGAUGUACUCGAAGAUUCACCACGGCGCGAAAGUCGCGACGACGAAGGAGAGCGGCGAUUACAUCCUUGUAGAGGUGCUGAACAUGCUGACGCUUGGGGGGAGCGACAGCGGAUGGGGCAUGAUCAGCCAGGGGGGCGGGGUGGGCCCCGAGAAGAUCGCUAGGGCUAAAGGCGACAUGAUAGUUAAGGCGCUGGCGGAAUACAAGACGUGGAGCGUAGAGGUGAAGCAGAAGGGCUUUGUGGGAGCGCUCAACGCCUAUUUAGCCGGCCGCCACACCAAGGAGCACUGCAACCGCCUUAUCUUGCCUGGGAUCGAUGACAUCCCGGAGAUGGUCGUCUGCACCGAGUGUCAUCGACCCAUGGAGAAGUACAUUAUGUACCGUUGUUGCAAUGAGUAGUGUGUCAACUGCUCAUCACUUGAUAAUGUCCUAACUAAUCAGUUUAGUGUUUGUGUUUUUAUUUUAAUAUAUCCUAGAUUUGUAGCUAGGAUUAAUGUAUGACUGAUUGCAUCAGUCUGUCGUUUUCUUACUUGUCCUCCUUCUUCUUGUUUGAAUAACUUAGCUAGGACUAUUAUCUAAUUGUGUUGUAUGUCAGUGGCUAUGCAUGCAAGGUGAACCCCACUUCAAUU